Talaromyces atroroseus is the source of this 1416-nucleotide messenger RNA. RefSeq lists its product as hypothetical. The coding region runs from base 1 to 1416 and encodes 471 amino acids. The transcript is spliced from 2 exons. The record is from RefSeq and is a predicted model, not a curated record. Lineage: Eukaryota; Fungi; Ascomycota; Eurotiomycetes; Eurotiales; Trichocomaceae.
AUGAAACAAACAGCCAGAGAAGCUCUAGAGCUCACACCUAGCCGUACUGGCCGUCCGCGAUUAGACAAAUCUUCAAGAAUCCUUGCUCGCUUUUAUGAGCCGCUGUUUCUUCUACAAGCACUUGGUCAGACGAGAGGUGUACACACGCGCCGGGAGCGCGAUUCCAACGAUGUCACAGAAACGAGACGGAAGUUCUUGGAGAAUCUCUGUUUUGUGUGUGACUUUGCCCAGGGUGGAGAGUCUUGUACCGCUAUUGGACUGGAAGAGCGCGUUGACAAAUAUGUAUUCUGGCUCGCUUCGAAUGGGAAACAUCCAAACAUAGCAGAUUUUCUCAAGUCUGCGUUAAAGUUCUUGUGUCUUACUGCCAGCCACCUUGCCGAAUUGGAACCGGACGCCACGGAGCGUGAAUUCACUCAGAUUUGUGCAGAUUUUGCCAAAAUUCGCAUAAAUGAGCAAUGGAAGCGUAUGCUGCAACAGAUCCUUGGUCAGGAUGAUCCGAUCAAACUCUGUUACUUCGCAUACGACAAUCGACGGUCGACAAUGAUUGCCGAACUCAAAUCUCUUGCUUCAAGCGAAGAGCGAGGCCUGAGUUUAGACGGCCAAAGAUCGUCUUUUUACUUAGUUCAGCAUUACAUCGGAAGGCUAGCGCACCAUAUAAGAGCACCGAGAGAGCUUAUCCAAGACUCUCGUAAUAUCGAGCAUAUACUACAAACCUGCACGGUUGAGAUUGUUGAUCUUCCCGGCGUACAGAUACCUUUACGUGACACACAUACAAAUCUCAAGGGCAUCCUGAAUCGAAUGUUCAGGGAAGAUAAUGCCAACGAAAAAGAAGAGGUCGAGGAAGGUCUCAUAUACUUGGAUAAAGUCUCCGGAACCUUUAACAAAUUUGUGGGCUGUUACAAGCGGUCUGGCGUUGAUGCCGAUGUGCAUGCCGAGAUCAAAGUCUUGGAGCAUUUUCAUCGGUCAAAACUACGCUUUGCUGGAAACGACCGUUUCAUUGCUUGCAGUAAGCCGGCAUGCCUCUGUUGUGAAUUGUACUUCAAGCACCAUCCUGCUUACUUUGUGACUCCGUCGUCUCACAAAAAGGUCUGGCCGAAAUGGAGCCCCCCGAAAGUGAAAUACGGUCCCAUCCUGGAUGACUGGGCCAUACAGCAAAGGAAGAUCCUAAGCAAAAUUACUGAAGAUCUUCGCGAGCAGGUUAUCAAUCAUGUUUUGCAACGCUCGAGAAACAGCCACUGGCAUCCCGACUCCAGGACCGGUAUCACAGAUUUGCAGAGUAUGAAUCACCAAGCCUUUUCGAUGGAGUCAGACUAUUCAGAAUUAUCAGAGCUCGAGUCCGACUUUAACUCUUUGGACGGCUCAGAGAGUGAGAUGUGGUCAGAUUCUGAAGAUGGUGGUGUUUCUGUCUCCGUUUAG